Molecule: messenger RNA, 7875 nt
Organism: Drosophila suzukii
Lineage: Eukaryota; Metazoa; Arthropoda; Insecta; Diptera; Drosophilidae
Gene: fred
Product: friend of echinoid
Biological process (GO): cell-cell adhesion
Cellular component (GO): cell-cell junction; plasma membrane
Molecular function (GO): cell adhesion molecule binding
Source: RefSeq, a predicted model, not a curated record
UCUGCGGCCACGGGCGGCAAAGCGGAUAAGUCGGGAUAAAAACUGGAAAAGCCGAGCGGACAGUCCUUUAAAAACGGGGACCUCAAGUGCAUAGGGAAACCGAAGAAACGCGAGUGCGGAAAAGCGUUGCAGUGCAAAUUGCGGACAGGCGGAAACCGCGUUUCGUUUACAUUGUCCAGGCAUCUCGAGUGUCUGAAUAUUUGAAAAAGCAUUCCAGCAUCGCAGCUGCCAAAUCAAUUCUCGAGUGAGCCUUUAAAAACAGCAAAUUGAAAUCGAAAUUAAAAACGCAAAAAACGAAAUCGAAAACGCAAGCCGCAGAAACAAAAACCGAAAUGUGUCUCGGGAUAAUCGUCAUCGAAAUUGCAUUGCCAUUGCGACAUUAAAAUGCAAUUUGUGCCGGUCGGCGACUCCAGUUACUGUCAAACUGUUGCCUCUUUAGCGGAUUAAUAUUUCUGUAAAUACCAGCCAAAAAGAAAAACGAUCUGAAAAACAGAAAACUCAUCAGCAGCAACACAGUCAAACAUGUCGACCAUAAAGCUGCUCAUUAUCGGUCACCUUUGGCUCUCGAUUGGCCUGAUCUCCGGCGACGAUUCGCUGGACACGCGUGAGGGAGUCGAUCUGGUGCUCAAGUGCCGCUUCACCGAGCAUUACGACUCGACCGACUUCACCUUCUACUGGGCGCGAUGGACCUGCUGUCCCACAUUGUUCGAGAACGUGGCCAUUGGCGAUGUGCAGCUCAACUCGAAUUAUCGCUUGGACUUUCGACCGAGUCGGGGAAUUUACGAUUUGCAAAUCAAGAAUACUUCUUAUAAUCGGGAUAAUGGACGCUUCGAGUGCCGAAUCAAGGCGAAGGGCACUGGUGCGGACGUCCAUCAGGAGUUCUACAAUCUGACCGUGCUGACGGCCCCGCAUCCGCCGAUGGUCACCCCGGGAAAUUUGGCAGUGGCCACCGAGGAAAAGCCACUGGAGUUGACCUGCAGCAGUAUUGGCGGUUCACCGGAUCCCAUGAUAACCUGGUACCGGGAGGGCAGCACAGUACCGCUGCAGUCGUAUGCGCUGAAGGGCGGUUCGAAGAACCACUAUACCAACGCCACCCUGCAGAUUGUUCCCCGACGGGCCGACGAUGGCGCCAAGUACAAAUGCGUCGUCUGGAAUCGUGCCAUGCCCGAGGGUCAUAUGCUGGAGACCAGUGUUUCGCUGAAUGUCAACUACUACCCCCGAGUGGAGGUGGGUCCCCAGAACCCUCUACGAGUAGAACGCGAUCACGUGGCGAAACUGGAGUGCCGAGUGGAUGCCAAGCCGAUGGUCAGCAAUGUGCGAUGGUCUCGAAACGGUCAGUACGUGAGUGCCACGCCCACCCACACCAUAUACAGGGUGAAUCGUCAUCAUGCCGGGAAGUACACCUGCAGUGCGGACAACGGCUUGGGCAAAACGGGCGAAAAGGAUAUCGUCUUGGAUGUUCUAUAUCCCCCGAUAGUGGUGAUAGAGUCGAAAACCCACGAGGCGGAGGAGGGGGAAACUGUUUUGAUUCGCUGCAAUGUCACCGCAAAUCCUUCGCCAAUAAAUAUUGAAUGGUUAAAGGAAGGAGCUCCGGACUUCCGAUACACCGGCGAACUUUUAACCCUUGGUUCUGUGAGAGCCGAGCACGCUGGAAACUAUAUCUGUAGAUCGGUGAAUAUAAUGCAGCCGUUCGGUUCGAAAAGAUUGGAGGGUGUGGGUAAUUCCACGGUGGCCCUACUAGUUCGUCAUCGGCCGGGUCAGGCGUAUAUAACCCCGAAUAAGCCGGUGGUUCAUGUGGGCAAUGGUGUGACCCUGACCUGCUCAGCCAAUCCUCCGGGCUGGCCAGUUCCCCAGUACCGAUGGUUCCGGGAUAUGGAUGGGGACAUAGGUAAUACCCAGAAAAUCCUGGCUCAAGGUCCCCAAUACUCCAUACCCAAAGCUCACCUGGGAAGCGAGGGAAAAUACCAUUGUCAUGCGGUGAAUGAGUUGGGGAUUGGAAAGAUAGCCACCAUUAUUUUGGAAGUCCAUCAGCCACCUCAGUUUUUGGCCAAGCUGCAGCAACAUAUGACUCGAAGAGUGGGCGAUGUGGAUUAUGCGGUGACUUGCAGUGCCAAGGGAAAACCCACUCCUCAAAUCCGAUGGAUCAAGGAUGGCACGGAGAUUUUGCCCACGCGAAAGAUGUUCGAUAUAAGAACGACUCCCACGGAUGCCGGUGGUGGAGUGGUGGCCGUCCAAAGUAUCCUCCGAUUCCGGGGCAAGGCCAGGCCCAAUGGAAACCAAUUGCUGCCAAACGAUAGAGGUUUAUAUACCUGCCUCUACGAAAACGAUGUGAACUCGGCGAAUUCCUCUAUGCAUCUGCGUAUAGAACAUGAGCCUAUAAUUAUUCAUCAAUAUAACAAAGUGGCCUAUGAUCUGAGGGAAUCCGCAGAGGUGGUUUGCCGCGUUCAGGCCUAUCCGAAACCCGAAUUUCAAUGGCAAUACGGAAACAAUCCCUCGCCCUUGACCAUGUCUUCGGAUGGCCACUAUGAGAUAAGUACGCGAAUGGAGAACAAUGAUGUGUAUACCUCUAUCCUGAGGAUAGCGCACUUGCAGCACUCCGACUAUGGGGAGUACAUUUGCAGGGCUGUUAAUCCCUUGGAUAGUAUCAGGGCUCCCAUAAGACUGCAGCCCAAGGGUUCCCCGGAAAAGCCCACAAACUUGAAGAUCCUCGAGGUGGGUCACAACUAUGCCGUCCUGAAUUGGACACCCGGAUUCAAUGGUGGCUUUAUGAGCACCAAAUAUCUGGUGAGCUACAGGAGAGUGGCCACACCUAGGGAACAGACCCUAGCCGACUGUUCGGGUCAUGGCUAUAUACCCAGUUAUCAGAUAAGCAGCUCUUCCAGUAGUUCCAACCACGAAUGGAUCGAGUUCAACUGCUUCAAGGAGAACCCCUGCAAACUGGCACCUUUAGAUCAGCAUCAGAGUUACAUGUUCAAGGUAUAUGCUCUGAACUCCAAGGGAACUUCGGGUUAUUCGAAUGAGGUUUUGGCCACCACGAAGGUCAGCAAGAUUCCACCGCCCUUGCAUGUGAGCUACGAUCCCAAUUCGCACGUUCUGGGCAUCAAUGUGGCCGCCACCUGUUUGUCCCUGAUUGCCGUGGUGGAGUCCCUGGUCACCCGGGACGCCACUGUGCCCAUGUGGGAGAUCGUGGAAACCCUGACCCUGCUGCCCUCGGGCAGUGAAACGACCUUCAAGGAGGCCGUCAUCAAUCACGUGUCGCGCCCCGCCCACUACACCACGGCCACCACAUCGGGCAGGAGUCUGGGUGGUGUGGUGGGUGGAGUGGGAGGAGUGGUGGGUGGUGGCGCCCACCUGGGCGAGGAUCGCACCAUGGCCUUGGCGGAGACCGCCGGUCCUGGUCCAGUGGUGCGGGUCAAACUAUGUCUGCGGUCCAACCACGAUCACUGCGGAGCAUAUGCCAAUGCGGAAAUUGGCAAGUCCUACAUGCCGCACAGCUCCUCCAUGACGACCUCAGCCUUGGUGGCCAUCAUCAUCGCCUCGCUUUCCUUCCUCGUCUUCCUGGCUCUCCUUUACGCCUUUUGCCACUGCCGCAGGCGACACGCCUCCAAGAAAGAAAGUGGUUCGGUGGGAGGAGGGGCUGGAGGAGGAGGCACCGCUAACACCGCCACAAAUCCAGGAUCCGCGGGAACCAAGGAGUACGACCUUGACUUGGACGCCAGCCGAAGACCCUCGCUGAGCCAGGAUCCCCAGCAGCAGCAGCCUCCGCCACCACCUCCCUACUACCCCACUGGAAGUCUGGACUCCAAGGACAUAAGCAACGGGAACGGCGGGAUGGAACUCACCCUCACCGCCCUCCACGAUCCCGACGAGCAGCUGAACAUGCAACAGCAGCAACAGCACCACAGCAACCACGGCCAGUACCAACAGCCCAAAGCCAUCCUGGGCAUCUAUGGUUCCAGCGGAGGGGGUGCCAGCUCCGGGGGCAACGGGGCAUCCGGGGGACCACAGCAUCCACAUUCGAACGGCUACGGCUAUCAUGUGACAAGUGCCAUCGGCGUGGACAGCGACAGCUAUCAAGUGCUGCCCUCCGUUGCCAACUCAGCAGCCGGAUCCCACGGACAUGGCAAUGGACAUGGACACGGACACGGACUGGGAGCCGGAGAGUCAGGACCACUUGAGGCGACACCAGCAACAUGCAACAUCAGCGGCGGCAGCAGCAACAUUAACCCAUUGCAGCAGCAACAUUCAGCACGCGCCAAUUUAACGAACCAACCCACCAUCGCCAUUGCCAACAACACCACCAACAAGAACAACUACAACAACAACGUCAACAACAACUACAACAACAGCACGAACACCACCACCAACAACACCAACAACUGCACCACCACCACCCUGAAACGCAGCCAUUUGGGAAACAGAGAGCGGGAAAGGGAUGCCAGGGAAAUGAGAUCCCUGGUGACCGCAGCCACUGCGGCAACAACAACAGCACUGGCGACCACCAUAACAACAACGUCUCGCAAUGCCAAGGCAGCAACAACAACAACAACACUAGCCAUCACAGGGUCAAGCAACAAUUCGAACGAGAACAACUACAGCAAUGCCAGGGAUUUGUCGCAGGAGGCCUUGUGGCGCCUCCAAAUGGCCGCCGCCCAGUCGCAGCAGAUUUAUGUGGAGCGCCCGCCGUCGGCAUUCAGCGGCCUGGUCGACUACAGUGGCUACUCGCCGCACAUCCCGACGGUCACCAGUUCGCUCAGUCAGCAGAGCUUCAGUCCCACGCAGCAGCUGGCGCCCCACGAAAUGCUGCAGGCUGCCCAGCGGUACGGAACCCUGCGGAAGUCCGGAAAACAGCCGCCUCUUCCGCCCCAGAGGAAGGACCUGCCACAGCAGGCGAAGCCGCAACAGCAAAUGGCGGAUAUAAUACAGGAUUUGGCAAAUUAAACUAAUUGCCAGUUAAGAGCAGCAACCCGCAACAAAACGGCAACAAAAUACAUUUUGACAUAAGCAUUUAAGUAAGUAAAUAGCAAAAAAUUAAACACAUAAAAAAUUUAAAUAUCUAGCUGUUUAAGUGGCGUAAAAAUUGCUGGCAAUGCAAACGUAAAAAGCAAAUUAAGAGAAAGCUUGCCUAUUUCGACCAAAACCAAAAAAAAUGCUGUAAAUGUGAAAAAUCUACAGAAAUACCAAAAAUAAGAAAUAAGUAAAAAUACAAGUAUUUUAGGAAAUACUCAAAGAUAAAAAAAACGAAAACAAAAUUCUUAAGCUCUUUAUUUUGUUAUCACUCGUACAAAAAAAAAGAUGUAGAGAUAUAAAGAAAAUUGGUGACUAUUUUAAUGAGCAAUUAUACCGACUUUGUUUUUUGAAGAUAAUUAUAAUAAUUAUGUAUUUAAAAUCAGAUAGUAUUAAUUACACAGUCAUGUGAAAAGUGAAGCCAUUUUUUCUAGUCCUGGGCAUUGAUGCAUUUUCUUCGUUUCAACCUUUAUGAAUGCAUAAUUAAAAUGAAUAUAACGUGUUAAAUUAUCAAUUGUUUGUCAGCCUUAUUCUAGGUUCUUUCGGUGUCUUCUACAUUUUAAAUUGGCUUUAAAACCAUUAUUUGAAAAAGUCAUCUCAAAAAUAGUACAUAAUUUCUUAAAAAUUCAAAUAUAAUUUCCAAAGCCACCACCGCAUAUUUUAUUUAAAUUUAAAUAAUAGCGAAUUCCAUAUUUUGUCGAUCGUGUGGCCAAAAUAUUGAGGUCCAUGGUGACAAACUGCAAAAAUACCGCCAUGUUAUUCUGGUCAAAUCAUUGUUAAACCGACAGCCAAACACAAAAGCCACCUUUUGAGGUUUCUAUUGCCUUUUUUAUGGCCGUUUUGCUGAAUAUGGAAAUUGUGUUCGUUUAAAUCAAAUAAGAGAGACAAAAUGUUCAUUUAAUUGCUUUUCCACCCGGCCAGGUCAAAAUAAACCAAUGGCCAAUAAAAAUCAAACUUCGAUACAAUGCGAAAAAAGGGGAAAGGUUGGCAAAAGUUUUCGACUCCUCAUUAGCUUUUGUCUCCAUUGGGGCAUUAAAUUGGAACGAAUAUUUGUUUGCUCAACUCGACUAAUUGCGCUGCUAAUUUCAAUUGUUCGCAUUGUCGGCGGGCAAUAAUAAUGCAAAAAUUGUAAUUACAAAUUAACAAUUGGUCGUCUGGGUCCCCCGGUGACCCAAAAUUAGAUUGUGUAAAUUUGCAAAUUAAUUUGCCAUUGCACAAAGCCCCCGGUGCAACUCAGUUCGGCAAAAUCAGAGCACAAAAUAUCAAUUUAUUUACUGUGCCAUCUGUAAAUAGUAGACACGGACACUGAGUCAUUUAAUUGCAACUGCAACCAACUUUUAAACUAAGCGCUGCCAGUCAAAAGUCCAAGUGAGUUGCAUUUACAUUUAAACUAGAUAAAAAAUAUUUACACAGCGACAUACCAAACCGCAAAAUAUGGAAAUUAAAAUAGAAAAACUAUCUUUUAGCAUAAAGAGAGCAAAUCUUUGAAAUAAAAUCAUAAUAGCCGGAAAAGAGAAUAAUCAACAGACAGCAAAACGAAUUCAAUUUAAAUGUUAAGCUGCGGGGAGUUUCAGAAUGCUUUUGUUUUGUGAACCAAAAUUGAGUGAAAAGUUCAUUACAGAUACUUUUUCGGUUGUUAUUUACUUUUCGCCUUCAUUCGUGAAAAGUGAUUACCGAAAAAUCAUCGCCCAACUUUCACAAAACUUUCACCCGACUUGAGGGUGGAAUGCGGUUAUUAUAAAUAUUGAUUCGCCUGCCCUUCUUUUUUGCACUCCGAAAGUAAUAAAAUUUAUUAAAUUUGUAGCCAUCAAAACGGGUUGUAAAACAUUUAGUUGUACAGAUUUUUCGCUUGUUUCCCAAUUCAAAAUCAAACCCUUUAGCACUCAGUGAUAUAGUAAAAAACAAAGCAAGACACAGAAUAUUUAAUUGCACAUAGAGGGGGAAAUAUCUUUAAUCCAAUACUUGUUCAGCUCCGUUAUGAAAUAUUCAAGUAAUAAAUCCACAUAAUUGAAGCAUUUAUUUUGGUGUUAGGCAAACAAAAAAGAGUAAUGUAAAAGAGAAAAACAUCAGUAUUUUUUGGGAAUGUUUGCGCAACAAAUUAUGCAUGGAAAUAAAGUUAAGUAAAUUAACUAAAAUGUUUCAAUGAAUGUUGCGCAUGCAUAAACCUCUCCUAGCAAUGGAAACCAAUUAAAUGGAUAAUUAAAUUUUAAGAAUAUUGUACAUACUUAAACAGAGUAAACCAAAGAGUAUAGAUAUUCUAUGUAAACAGUUUAAUUCGAAAUAAAUAUGUUAAAAUAUGGUCAAUAAUAUAAAAAAAGAAUAGCUAAUAAGAACUGCAUUUUUGAGUGUGUUUGUGUGGCUCUGAGUAAAACACAUUGCAUCUCCUCUCAAAAAUAUUUAAAGAUAUAAUUUCUGGUUUUACUUAAAAGUAUGUAUUAUAUAAAUUAAAUUUAGAAUUAGUUUAUAUUUUCAGUUUAGACCCCAAACAAACUCAGACCGCAAAAGCAUUUUUCCAUUAUCCACCUAGAUAUAAACCAAAAUGUACUUGUAAUCCAAAACCAAAUGAGAUCAAAAUAGUCGAUAAACCUUAGUCUAAGUCUGAAACUUAGUUAAACUGUCCAUUUUGUCAAUGUGCGUUUUAUUGUUUCCACUUAAACUAAAUGUAAACUAUUAAAACUGUUCUCCAAAUGAAAACUGAGACAACGGAAAUGUUCACGCCAGGCGUUUGUAACAUUUUACUGUCAUUUUUAUUGCAAAACCAAACAAGAAUUAAACUAAUUUUAAAUGUAAACCUAGACCGUAAUGAUAUACGAUAUUAUACAAUGUAAAACAGAAUAUACGAUAAUUAUAAAGUAAAUAAAAUGAAAA